Anoplopoma fimbria (sablefish) is the source of this 3676-nucleotide messenger RNA. It is a transcript of the gene mdm4, whose product is annotated as MDM4 regulator of p53. NCBI's taxonomy places the organism in Eukaryota, Metazoa, Chordata, Actinopteri, Perciformes, Anoplopomatidae. The coding region runs from base 237 to 1727 and encodes 496 amino acids. Gene Ontology annotation, biological process: negative regulation of apoptotic process; protein ubiquitination; regulation of cell cycle. Gene Ontology annotation, cellular component: nucleus. The transcript is spliced from 11 exons. The record is from RefSeq and is a predicted model, not a curated record. Gene Ontology annotation, molecular function: ubiquitin-protein transferase activity.
CUCAAGGCCUACGUCAUCCAGCCGGAAGUCGUCGACCCAUAUUCAUCGUUUUGAAUCAGUAGUGCAGCUAUGCUAACUGCUGCUUGUUAGAGUGAGUUAAAGUUGAAAAACCACCAGAUUAAUCAGCUAUAUGUUUAUUUAACUAGAUGUCGGCUGGUUGUUAAGGCAACAGUGCGUGUGGAACAAUGUAGCAGCUGUGACGUAAUGUCCACUCAUCACGACUUUGUUCGUUUAAUAUGAGCUCCCUAUCAGCCCAGCUUCCGGCAUCCAGCUCAUCAUGCAGGACCCUACCUGGAGAGGGAAAUCAGGUACAACCAAAAGCCCCUCUCCUGCAGAUUCUGCGUGUGGCCGGAGCCCAGGAAGAAGUCUUCACACUCAAAGAGGUGAUGCACUACUUGGGUCAGUACAUCAUGGGGAAGCAACUGUAUGACAAACAGAGGCAGCACAUAGUCCACUGCCAGGACGACCCUUUGGGAGAACUGCUUGAGGUUGAGAGCUUCUCCGUGAAAAACCCAAGCCCGGUGUAUGAAAUGCUCAAGAAAUACUUAGUAGUGCUUGGUUGUUCUGACGCUGCAGAGAAUCUUUCUGUGGGCCGUGAAUGUGUAGAGAGCGGAGUGGAGGAUCGUGGUCAGAUGUGUGGAGGUGUGGUUAAAGCAGGGCUGAUGGCUGGCAGUGAUGGGCCUCUCCUGCAGACCCCCUCCCAACGACGACCUCGAGAGCCAGACGAUGACUCCCUUGAUGGCCUGCCACGGUCAGCCUGCAAACGACCUAAACUGGAUGUUUCUUUGGACGAGUGGGACCUCUCUGGCCUGCCCUGGUGGUUUCUGGGUAAUCUCCGUAGUAACUACAGCCGCAGGAGCAAUGGCUCCACUGACAUCCACACAAACCAACUGUCUCCUGCACAGGAGGAGGACACGGCCAUCGUGUCGGACACCACCGACGACCUGUGGUUCCUGACCGAGGGCGGUAGUGAACAGGUCAGCGUGGAGAUGAAGGAAGCUGCUCUGGAGGAAGGGAGCGCAGGAGACGGGGAGGCUCUACCUGAGGAUGAGGAUGAAGGAGGGAAGGAGGAGAAAGCAGAUGGCGAGAUGCAGGAAGAGCCAGAUGAAGACUCUCAGUGCCUAAGUGAUGACACUGAUACAGAGAUCUCCACACAGGAUGCCUGGCAGUGCACUGAGUGCAGAAAGUAUAACACUCCUCUCCAGAGGUACUGUGUUCGAUGCUGGGCUCUACGUAAGAACUGGUACAAAGAUGUCCCCCGACUCGCCCAUUCCCUUUCUGUUCCUGACAUCCCAGCAUGCAGCUCUCUCACCACCAAUGAUGAGGAAGAUGACAGUGACACGGGCAUUGACGUCCCAGACUGCAUCAGGACAAUCUCUGACCCUGUCAUCCUGCCCUCCCACUCCACAGCUGACCGACCACUUCCCACUAUGGCAGCAGGGAAAGGCAAGGGGCCUUGGCCCUCCAGCUUCCACAAGGAUGAGCAGCUCUCAGGAGGGGAGAGUCAGGAAAACCUGGGCAUGGAGAUUGAAGAGGUCAAGCCAGAGGCACUUUUGGAGCCUUGCAAGCUGUGUCGAGUGCGACCACGCAACGGAAAUAUAAUUCAUGGACGCACUGCUCACCUGAUAACCUGUUUCCCAUGUGCAAGAAAGCUACACCAGUUCCAUGCUCCUUGUCCAGGAUGUGGGAAGAUCAUUCAAAAAGUUAUUAAGAUAUUCAUCGUCUAAAAAAGGCAUGCACACACAUCGGCUCUGGGGAACUCAACAACAAAAAAUACAACACAAACAUUUGACCCCACAGAUGCAUGCACUCUGGUUCACACUCACUGCUCGUAGACACAAGAAUCGUACACCUAACCCUUAAAACUUACAAAGAUAGACACAAAAUAUAGCACUUGGUGAAGCUUGCUCUUGGUUGCAUGGUUUAUUCUGCAUCACACUGCCUCUGAAGUAUUGUUGGUUGAAACCUUGGACACAAGAGUUUGUCAAACCAAAUUGGUGCCACAUUUAAAUGAGGGAUAUAUAAAGGCAGACGUAUUUAUUUAUUUAUUAGAAAAUCACCUAACAGUGCACGUUUGUGUAAGCCAUUUGAUUUAAUGAAAGCUUGUUCUUUGAGGCUAUUUGGAUUUUCUCAUUUGUUUUUGCAUUGUAUUGAAAUGCAUUUUAAACAAGUAUUGCUUGCGUUUGUUCUGUUAGUUUUGUUUGACUUUCUUUCUCCAUAAACUCACUAGAGUCAUCUGGACAUAAAAUGGAAAGAUCAGUGCAGGUAUUCAACUACAAGAAUAUUUCUUUGAACAACUUCUAGCCCAUUUUGUGUUUUCAUAUCCUUUUUAUCUAUUGUGUCUCUGACAUUUGAGUUAUGAAGACAAGAUUGAAGGAACAACAGGAAAGAGACCUAAAACCAUGAUUUUGUAGUCAACGGCUGCAGCUCCUUAAAAGUAAAACCCCCUAAGCUUUUCUUUAAAAAAUAAAAGAAUUAUUAGCAUAAUUGAAUGUACUGUAAAAUACGAAUGUGGGUGGCUUAAGUCCUGUUUCUCUCAACAUAGUAUUUUAAAAUGUAGAAUUGAAUAUAACCUGCUUGAGAAUGCACAGCUGAAGUAUUUACUGUAAUUUCCUCUUGGGGUAGUAAUUUGAUGUUAAUAUGUAUUCAAUACCAUAUUUACAAAUGCCAAGCUACCGGUGACAGUUAUGCCUGCAGUAAGUUAUGUUGUAUAAUUGGUGGUUAAUGUUUAAAUUUUACUGUUCAGAAAGGGUACUUUUCUUACAUCUCUUCCUGAACGUAUGAUAAAUGAACAAUAUCUGUAUAUUUUGUAUUUAAUUUAUUUAUGAUUAGGUUUUGAUUUAUUAGAUGACCACCAGCUCUAAUAAAGCAGUAAAGAGGCUGAGCUUGUUACAGAGCUCUAAUGUGUAACAUUACUAAUUGAAAAAUAUAGUUAAAGUCUUAAACUAAACUAAAUUACUAAAUGUACCAUGUCUGAAAAUGACUUGGGAGUACUUAUUGGGAGGUGGAGGUUUGAUCUCAGCGUUACACUGCCAUGUAAUGACUCUGAAUUAUAAUUGUAUAUUAUAGAUUUUAUUUGGAUGGAUUAUUUGAAGAAUGUAUUGCUGGACCACGUAGAUACAAUUUACCUUCAGUAAGCUCUGCAACGCUGACAAGUGAGAUGUCCAGGGACAAAGCAUUAAACUCUUGUUUAUAUUACAGAUCUUUGAUCUGCUCUUUACUUGCAUUUAAUCUUUCUGCCAGCAGGUGGGGAGAAGUCUGAAUAUGGUAUCUGGUGAACAGUACCAGUAAUAACAUGUAAAGCAUAUAUAGAGCAUGCCUCCCGUUGUGACUAGAGCCAGCACUGAGCUGGUUUGAGAGCUAUAUAAAAGCUAUAAUAGGUUAAUGUAGGCUGUUGUAUUUAUCGCCAUAAUUGUGCUUCUAGAAAAGCAAACCUAUUAUUGAUAUAGACGUCAUAAAAAGCAGCUGAGCUUACAUAUUAUACCCUUGAUCCUGUUUCAGAACCACUGACUUGUUACAAUUAUUGAAAUUAAGACUUUAAUGUGCUAAAACAUGGUACAGCUUAUGUAUUUUUUUUUUUACCUGUCCUGGAAUGAAAUGAGUUGUUUUGUAAAGCAAUAAAGAGUUGAGUUAAUAGUUUCAUUUAGUUAACUUGCUGACCAGAGGGACAGUUGAU